Molecule: messenger RNA, 285 nt
Organism: Plasmopara halstedii
Lineage: Eukaryota; Oomycota; Peronosporomycetes; Peronosporales; Peronosporaceae
Exons: 2
Coding region: 1-285 (94 amino acids)
Source: RefSeq, a predicted model, not a curated record
AUGGGCGAAGCAAGCUCCAUCCGUCAAACUCCAAGCCUUACUUCCCAAGAAGCGCUUGCACGCGACAGUUACCCCAAGCUUCCCAACUUUUGGUUUGGUAGACUCCCAACCUUCGAGUUUUCGGAUCCCAACCGUCGGGAAUUAAUUUACCAUGAUUUCAUGGCGACCGGAAUUGAUCCAGGGACCAAACUGAUCCCACACCAAUUAUCGAUCGCUGAGCCACACGACACCCAAGCAUACAACGGACAACGUGUCAAAGCUGCUUAUACCAUGUUUACAUUUUGA